Messenger RNA from Microdochium trichocladiopsis, 1206 nucleotides. RefSeq lists its product as uncharacterized. The transcript has a single exon. NCBI's taxonomy places the organism in Eukaryota, Fungi, Ascomycota, Sordariomycetes, Xylariales, Microdochiaceae. Bases 331 to 945 code for a protein of 204 amino acids. The record is from RefSeq and is a predicted model, not a curated record.
GCUCUUGUGCUCGACGUUGAUCCCCCUGCUCCCGGCAUCACCCCGGCGGCGGCGGCGGCGGCGGCGUUAGCCGACGUACGGUCCUCCUCCCCCUGCUGCUGCUGCUGCUGUGGUUUUCCGGCACCACCGCCACCACUACCACGCAGGCUCUGCUCGCGCCGCUCUCGCGCCCGCCGCUGCUGGUGCCGCCGCGAGUACAGCACAGAGUAACCCGUCUCGGGCAUUGACACGCCCAUGGCCUCGCAGGGCGGCUGCUGGACGAGCAUGCGCCGCCACGAGGCGUCCACGUAGAGGAACGCAUCCGGAUACUGUGCCAGCGGGAGGGACUCGAUGUCCCUGCGGCCGUUGUACGUUCUCUGCGUGACGGAGCUGGCGAGCGGCUGGAAGAAGGGCGGGAAGAGGGCUGCCAGGAGGGGAUUCACUGUCGGCAGUCUCGGAGAAUGCGGGAGGCGGUGCUUGUGCUGUGGCUGUGAUGUGCGAGAGGAUGUGGAUGAUGUGGAUGAGUGGGAGAGGGAAGUGCUGGCCGAGAAGACGGUGCUUGCGGAGAAGGUGGAAAAGUUUGAGCCCUCCGACGCCGACGACAGCGAACGUUCUCGCUCUGCUUGUUCUGAGGAAGAUGGUGGCAGAAUUGCGUGGUGCCCGGCACUCUCGGAAGGGACGACUCUCCUUGCCGGGCGGAAGAAAAGGUGGACUUGCACGGAGGGGGUCGUGGUGAUGAUCUCGUGCCACUGUCUGCAGACCCGCUGGACAGAGGUGAGGACAUCCCGCAUGUCGCACUCCAAGAACAGAGCCUCGAGAAGCUCGGGCGUGGACAAGAAGGCAUCCAUGGCUGGCGUUGAGGACGAGGAUGUUGGCGAUGGUGUCGGAACUGGCGAGGUUCCCAUGUUCAUCUUGGCCUCGAACUCGUCUUGGAGAUCUGCCAUGCUGAGGGCUCCGAGUGCGUGAUCAAAGCGCUGAGAUGGAUGUAAUAUCGGGUACGAUUUCUGUUGCAUGACAGCUGAUCAUGACCAUGAUGACAUGGACGAUGGCCUCGAGCUCCACCCCCGCAUCUGGGGUGCAUUGGCACCCGCAAGGCGGCCCCGCACGGCCCCAGACCAGACAGGCCGCCAGGAGGAGCAGCGAUGCACGCGCGCCUGGGCGAGUGUGUGACCUGCUUACCUUGCAGGUAUAUUCAUUGACCCUUAUUGGACACUGGAUUAUCAAUGC